AUGGCAGCAUCUUGGUCACCCAUCUUGAGAGUGAGCAGAUCGAAGGCUGCAACCUCUUCCUUUUUCGCCUCGCCCGCCAGGCAGCCGCACCUAAACGCCGCCACGGUGUACACGGUCGCGCAUGCAAAUGGUGUGUCUCCUCGCACUCUCACCUCAGCUUCGUCUUUCGGCGCCCUUCCCUGCUCUUCUCGUAACUUUGCUAGCUGGUCCCUGUUUGGUCCAAAAAAGGCAGAAGUGACAGAAGAAAAGACAACGGGUGGACCAGGCCUUGCGGCCUCCCCGGCCAGCGCCGAUGGCUCUUCCUCGUUUCCCUCAGAUCCGUCAGCCUCUGCUUCCCCGGCGCCGCCUAUAGAGAGCACGCCUCCGCGAGGUUCGCUGUCUCCUUUUUUCUUCAAAAAAGAGAAAACCCCUGAAGCUGAGAAGGCGCCAAUCGAGAACGCUGAGAAGCACGCCACCGAAAACGCCGAGAAAACGGCCGUACGGAGUCAAGAGAAAACGUGUGGAGAAGCCAAACGCAACAAGCGGUCCUUCUUUGGGCGCUGCAAGACAGUCGAGAGCGGAGCCUGCGACGUCUCCUCUGUCUGUACACCCCCGAAGAAGGUGAAAGUUCCCCUUUUCUCCCGCCUCCGCAGUUUCAUGUCGGGAUUUCUCAUCGCGAGCGGAUGCGCAUUCUAUGUGAUCUACUACCAGCUCGACGAGGCGACGGUGCACUUGCAUGUCCUCGCGAAAGACGCCGCCUACCGCAUGGCUUCUGUUGAGAAGAAACUGCAUGCGCUGGAAAGAAAAAUCGAACACAGAGAGCUCGGCAAGGCGGACGCGACGCGAUGA
Messenger RNA from Neospora caninum, 828 nucleotides. RefSeq lists its product as hypothetical. Bases 1 to 828 code for a protein of 275 amino acids. The transcript has a single exon. The record is from RefSeq and is a predicted model, not a curated record. NCBI's taxonomy places the organism in Eukaryota, Apicomplexa, Conoidasida, Eucoccidiorida, Sarcocystidae.